Messenger RNA from Gallus gallus (chicken), 2952 nucleotides. RefSeq names its product coiled-coil domain-containing protein 81-like. NCBI's taxonomy places the organism in Eukaryota, Metazoa, Chordata, Aves, Galliformes, Phasianidae. Gene Ontology annotation, cellular component: centrosome. Bases 1180 to 2913 code for a protein of 577 amino acids. The transcript is spliced from 13 exons. The record is from RefSeq and is a predicted model, not a curated record.
GUUGGUCUUGAGCGUUUCUCACAGAAAGCAGCCACGUGCAGCCGACUGCACGGCCUGCUGUGUUAAUGGCUGGGAUGCACAGGGCUGCAGCGCUGGCGUUCUGCUGGAUCUGCUCUUCCUUCCCACAGUGACAGCGGAACGCGGCAGAAAGCGCAGCGAGGCGGCAGAGCAGCAAGGAGCUGACGUACAGAGCGCGGGCUGUGGGGAGAAAAGCAAGAGGAGAAAGAGGGCACCGGGUGUUGGUGUUCCCCCGGACUGCCACGUGGAUCGGUUCAUUCAGUGGCAUCAAGGCUGGACCUGCUUGCAGCGGCUUUGGACACCUCGCCCACGGGAUGGAUGCAUUGCUGUACAACUCCCCAGUGGCCGGGAGAGCUUCUCCAGAUGCUCAUUGCCAACGGGGCUCCCCCGUGAGUGCGGAUCUGGGUGAUGGUGAGGUGUGCGGGCGCUUGGUGAUGUGUCUUUCUGAAUCACGGAGCUCGUGUAGCAACGAUUAGGCCCGCUGCCUUGCUUAUUUCCUUCACUGUUAAGCUUCUCUUUUGGCUUUAGACACUGCUUUAUUUUUUGGUAGCAUUUUGUACUAGGCAGUAAAAUAAGCCUAUCCCUUACGUUGGUGUCUUUGCCCUUCCCGCUGACGCCGUUGAUUGGCACCACGACAUUAGCACACGAUGGGCACGUAACUUGGACGUGGGGGACGUGACUUGAAAGGCCAGCAUCAGGAAGGUCUCCUUUGGAGAGAGACGUAGAGAUUUGGGCUUGUUGAGCGCGGAGAACAGAAGGCUCUGGGGAGGCCGCGUGGCUGCCUUUCGGAACGCGGGGCCUCAAAGAUCACCUAGUUCCAACCGCCUGCAGCGGCCAACAGCGAGCUCAGGCUCUAGGUCAGGUUGCUGAGGGUGCCACCCAGGCUGAACUGGAACACCCGUCGGGACGGGGCGUGCACAGCGUCUGUGUGUGGGCAGCCUGUGCCAGCACCUCACCACUGGGCUGUAAGCAGCCCAGUGCCCGCUGCACACCGAUGUUGGGUUGCUGUGAGCAAUGGGUGCCCGCCCGGGGCCGGGCCGCUCGGCGGGGCAGGGGGCGGCAGCGGGGCAGGCUGGGCCAGGCUGCGGGUUGGACGCGCGUGGAAGAGGAGAUCCCCUCUCCCUGCCGGUGACCUAACAGAGCUCCAGGUGACGCGGGCUGAUGUCACAAUGGGAUGCACUGCAUCACAAGGAUGUGUUUCCUGGGGCAGCGGCAGUGCCGGCACUUCCCUGCAAGGCCUGGGCGCUGCUGGAGCACUGCUCAGGGGCUCUGUCCUUCUGUGGCCAGGAGUCAGGUCAGGGGCAGCAAGGCUGCACCGGGCGACCCUCGGUGACGCGUGGAGGAGCAGGGGCACUUUGCAGAGAACUGUUGGUUGAGGAGCCAGGGAGGGCAUCCUUAGCUGCGAGCCGAGGGCUGCCGGCAAGCGACAUGGAAGGCUGCUGGACUGUGACCAUCAGCUCGGAGCUGGUCUACACGUUCCCAACGCUCCUGCAUCUCUCUGCCGAAGAGAUUGUGGCGAUCUGGGAUGCUGUGUCUGAUUACAUCCUGGAACAGAUGAAGCUGGACAAGGGAGUCCUGGUCCCGGGACUCGGGCUCUUUGCUGCGGUCCGAGAGCAAUUCCACAGCAAAGAAGUGGCGGUGUCGGUCCGAAGACCUGUCUUCCAGCUGGACAUCGGGGUGCUGUGGCUGCAGGACCUCCAGUCGCCCACCGACAUCAUCCCCGACGAUGUCAAGAUUGAGCGGCUGAACUACCGGCAGCUCUCGCGAGCCACCGGCAUCUCGCUGCACGUGGUGCAGCGCUGCGUGCGAGAGACCGUCCUCUUGUACUGUCACCUCCUGAGGAACAAGGCGCACGUCUCAUUCGCCUUCAAGAACAUCGGCGUUAUGACGUACGAGGACGACUUCCUCUGCAUGAGGUUCUUGUCCAGCUGCAUUACAACGCUGGAGAGCAAUGCCAGCCUGACUGCACUGCUCCACACUAGAAUUUGGCCGGCCCGUUCUGCUGACUUCGGGUCAGAGACUACCGCUCAUGGAAUCCAGGUGUUGCCGAGGUUUCAGCUCGCUGUGAAAAAGAGCAGAGCAGAGGCCGCCGCAGAAAGGAACGCUGCAGUGGCGCGGAAGAUGAGUAGAGGGGGCACUGCCGGCAGGCUGCUACAGAAGCGGAAGACACUUCCCCCCUCCAUGCUGCUGCAAUACCAGGCAGGCUCAAGGCAGCAAGAUGUGGCAAAGAAGCCUUCUGCCAGCGUGCUCCCGCCGUGUGCAGGCAGCUCCCACGGGAGAAAGCAAGCAGGACAGAAGGAACCAUCUACUCCUGCCCAGACCAGCACUGCACUCCCUGCGACAGAGGACUCUAAGAGAGUGCUGCAGGAGCUCCGGGAAGUGUCUGCCCUGUGGAAUGAAGCAGACCGCACGUGGCCCGUGUACCAGCAGCAGGUAGAGCAAACGCGGGCAGAAAGAGCGGCAUGGGAAGGCUGGAGUGCAGGGGAGGACCAGCCUCCACUGCAGCGGUUUGCCAGUGCGAGCGUGUGGGCUCCGCGUCCUCCAGCCCAGCCCCGGGGACAGCAAGUGAGGAGGAGGUGGAGGAAGGAUGUGGAUCCUCCGCCGGGAAGUAAAAUGGGAACAGCGACCAAGCUGGCACUGCAUGCCGACCUCCUCUCCCCGCGAGCAGCUCAGGUGCUCCAAAGGUUGGAGCCCCGCCUCCAUCAGCAAGAGGCUUUUGCUGACACCGCGGAAAGAAACCGGCAGAAGCUGGAGCUGAAGCGGCAGCUCCCCUGUGCUCGAUGCUCGUACCGCUCCAGAGGGGAAGGUGCUGGCAACAGUGGUGACGGCGCUGGAGCUGUCGGCAAGGGGGCUGGGAAGCUGUCCGGAUUUCCACCUGUGAAUGGCAAAUCGUAGAAUCAAAGACUUGUAGAAUGGCCUGGGUUGAAAAGGACC